AUGGAUGUUAAUUUUGCUUUUCUUAACGAUCAUAUAAACGAAGAGGUGUAUGUCUCACAACCCAUAGGUUUUGAGGAUCGCGAUAAUGCAGACUAUGUUUUUAAAUUAAAAAGAGCCUAUAUGGUCUCAAACAAGCUCAUGGAGGUUGAUGAUAUCAUAUUCGGUUCUAUUGAUGAAUCUCUUUGUCGAGAGUUUGCAAGUUUGAUGCAGCGAAAAUUUGAGAUGUCUCUUAUAGGAGAGCUGACAUAUUUCUUGGGAUUGCAAAUUAAGCAAGACGAAGUAGGCAUUUUCAUAAGUCAAACCAAGUACUACUUAGAGCUUCUUAAGAAGUUCGAUAUGAAAGACUCGAAAAGUAUCUCAACACCUAUGAAAUCUAUUGUGCUUAUUGACAAAGACGAAAGAUGA
Molecule: messenger RNA, 405 nt
Organism: Vicia villosa (hairy vetch)
Lineage: Eukaryota; Viridiplantae; Streptophyta; Magnoliopsida; Fabales; Fabaceae
Exons: 2
Coding region: 1-405 (134 amino acids)
Source: RefSeq, a predicted model, not a curated record